This is a messenger RNA of Peronospora belbahrii, 1365 nucleotides long. Lineage: Eukaryota; Oomycota; Peronosporomycetes; Peronosporales; Peronosporaceae. The record is from the annotation of a GenBank genome assembly.
AUGGACAUCGAAGAGAUGUCAGCUGUUGUCUUGUCACAGGCACAACAGAAAGGGUUGCAGAAGCUGCUCCCUAUCCUUGGCCCUAAGGGCGUGGAGUAUCUCAUCGCCCAGGGCGAAGAAGAGGUUAACAAGCGUAUUCAUAUGCUUGAUGAAUAUAAUAAAGCUCUAGUCGAGCAUGUAAAGGCACAGAUGCCUUCUUCUGCGCCUUCGCCCAUGGCGACUAUGGCGCAAGAAGUGGUCGAUUCGGCUAUGUUUAUAGCCGAUAUCACCUAUAAACCGUACCGUGUGGGCUUUGCCACAGGCAAGCUGGGUGGAUUAGCCAAACAGUGGGCAUUCACAUGCACCGCAUCACUGCCAGAUGCAUUUCCAACAUGGGCCAAUAUGAAAGAUCAGCUGACCCGGCAGGCCGACGCCACAUGGGUAAACUCUCUGGUUUGCCGCGAGGAAACGGCGGGACCCAGCGAUUAUGUGCGCCGUGCCACCGUGGAAGGUAGUCAGCAGUAUGCUGAAGCGCUUGUAGCGCGCGAUAGGGACACAUUCACAGUUCGCUUAGCGAAGGGUACGCGUGUUACGGCAUGGCUAGAACGUCAUGAUCCAUGGAUUGAUUGGAGAUCGAAGACCUUAGGAGCAACGCGCAAUGCUCCUGGUGGGGCUCCGGAGAGUCGUGAACCCACCUCUGAUAGGAAGCAAAAGCGCUUUUGGCGUGGAUAUUGGACCGAGUCGGUCAAUAUGUUGGACGUCGGAAUAUCCGACUUUUUAGACACUGUAAGUGUCGAGGACAAUAGUCCUGGGCGAGGCCCAAUGACUGUCAAUAGUGUGGUUGAGAACCCAUUAGAUGGCACAUAUGACAUGUGUCAUGAGAAUGAUGUUACAUCAUUAAACACCGUGAGUGGUGUUGGUGGUUGCAAGCCAAGAAGUCAGGACAUGAGUCCAAGUGACAUGAGUGACGAGGAAAUGACCCUGGAGGGUCGGGUGAAGUCACAAAUGGAUGUUGUCUUUGAGGAUAACGUGGUGCAAGCAACUAGUGACGAGGUACUGGAUCAAGAGGGUCGGGUGAAGUCAAAAAGUAUGGUUGUCUUUGAAGAAAACGAGGUGCGAACACCUCAUGACGAGGUAUUGACCCAAGAGGGUGGGGUGCAGUCAGUAAAUGAAGUGGUCUAUGACCUUGAGGUGUGUACAUCUGUGAAUGCUAAUGCGUCGGAUGCUGAGAGCAUCAUGAGUAGCGAUGAUGAUAUCGUGAGUGACGCUAUUCUCGCAGUAAGUGCUCUGUUAGAGCUGGAGGAGUUGUCCUUUGCCGAGUUUGGCAUUGCCUUACAGUCAGACGACGUCGCCGAAGUGGUCGUUAUCGACGUGACGAGGAAUUGA